This is a messenger RNA of Myxocyprinus asiaticus (Chinese sucker), 2198 nucleotides long. RefSeq names its product calmodulin-1. Bases 134 to 583 code for a protein of 149 amino acids. The transcript is spliced from 6 exons. The record is from RefSeq and is a predicted model, not a curated record. Gene Ontology annotation, molecular function: calcium ion binding. Lineage: Eukaryota; Metazoa; Chordata; Actinopteri; Cypriniformes; Catostomidae.
UCUUAAACACACACACACACUCACACACACUCACACACUCUGCGUUUGUAUAUCAACGUUUAAAACACACACAGCUCGCAGCAGUUCAUUUUGCACACACUCAGACGAGACUUGAUUAAAACACACCGGAAGGAUGGCAGACCAGCUGACUGAGGAACAGAUUGCUGAGUUCAAGGAGGCGUUCUCACUCUUCGACAAAGAUGGCGAUGGCACCAUAACCACCAAAGAGCUCGGCACAGUGAUGCGUUCAUUGGGACAGAACCCUACUGAAGCUGAGCUGCAGGAUAUGAUCAAUGAAGUAGAUGCUGAUGGCAACGGAACUAUAGAUUUCCCAGAGUUCCUAACCAUGAUGGCGAGGAAAAUGAAGGACACUGACAGCGAAGAGGAAAUCCGAGAAGCUUUCAGAGUCUUCGACAAGGAUGGAAACGGCUACAUCAGUGCAGCUGAGCUUCGUCAUGUCAUGACCAACCUGGGUGAGAAGUUGACAGAUGAGGAAGUGGAUGAGAUGAUACGAGAGGCAGAUAUUGAUGGAGAUGGUCAGGUCAACUAUGAAGAGUUUGUCCAGAUGAUGACCGCAAAGUGAAGGAUUGUCUUGUCCUUUCUCUCUCUCUUACAUUGCUUGUCCUACUAAGAUCACUCUGUCUUUAAAAAAAAAAAAAAUCAAGUUUACUUCAGAGAAUUUCAAAUUCUCAAAAAUUCUAAAAUCUACUUUUCAGAAGCAAUUUGUGAAACAUAAUAGCAGAAUUGUCCUAGCAGAGGUGAAUGGACCAAGCAUAACUGCAUGAGCCCUUUCGGAGCAAACGUCUCCAGACCUGACAAAAAUUUCGAGGACAGAAUGUCACUUUUAGUCGCAAAUGAGUUGAAGUCCAUGCCUAACGUGGCAGUCUUUAAAAUGCAGAGAACAUCUCCUUUUAUGAGUGUUCUUUCAUCGCAUCAAAAAUAGAUAAUAAUAUUUAAUAAUAAUAAAAAAAAUGUUGGUUAAUAGUCCAGGGUCAGAGUGCUGCCUUCAAUACAAACAGAGCAAAAACAAAUGCGUUUGACCUUUUGCGGUGAAAUCAUGCUUUUGCAUAUUGCCUUCUGUUUAAGACUCUGAACAAAAACUGGAGGUUGAUGAAGACGUACUUAUUGUAAAAACCAGACGUCAUACUCAUACUAUGUAUAACUGAGGUUUAACAGCAGCGUGCGACUUAAAGAGUGUAUCUUUUUGGGCUAUAAGGCAUGUACUUCGUUACCAGUGGUUAUUGUUAACUGAUUUAACCCUUUAUUUUAAUGUGGGGUUUGUCACUUACAAUGAUGGCUUCAGUAUUUGUGGGAGUAUUCAGAUGCAAAGUAUGUACAGCAGAAUCGAAUUGUGAUUUGAAUAACGCAAACUGUACAAAACAAUAUAGUUCUAUACAUAAUCAUAAUGCAAUCAGUGUUAUGCUUAAUAAAUGUACUGUACUUCAAUAUUAAUGUCUGGUAAACUCUGCAUUGCCUAUUGUUAUUCUAGUUAGGUUUGUGAAUCUUGUUUCGACCAUGGUCUUGAAAUGUGCCAGAAUACUUGUGAGCCUCAACUUUCUUGCAAGAUAUCUUAUAGUCAAUUAAGAAGUAUAUUAUUGAUAUAUAUAUAUAUACACACACACACACACACACACACACACACAGAAAUAUCUAUAUUUACAAUUUGGUGUAGAUCAUAUAUUCAAUCACAGUAGAGGAACCUGCAGCUACCUAUACAGCCAAUUUGUCUCUUGCUCUUGUGGGUUUGUCACAACCUCUGUUGUCAAGUGCUCCGAACUUCAUUUGCGCUCUGCUUGCAAGACGACUGAUGAAGAUGAAACCGUUGAAUGUGGUUUAUUCUGAGGGAUGAAUUGAAAAUGUAUCAAAGGGAUAGUACAUCCAAAAAAAUGACAAUUCUGUCAUCAAUUACUCGCCUUCAUAUUGGGUGAGUAAAUGAUGACAGAAUUUUCAUUUUUUGUGGUGAACUAUCCCUUUUAAAUGAUAUUACUAGCAAGACUCUGGUUGCAUUGGUCUAAUAAUUGGAUUUUCUAUUUAAAUGUAUUCUGUGGAGAGGAGCAGUUCUGUUCAGGACAGUUUCGUGUAUGUCAGGGUUAGAAAAUGAGCGACUAGAUGGAGGAUACUCAACAUGUGAAAACUGUACUGGAUAAUAUGUGAAGGAUGCAUCCGUGUUUUCCAAUAAAAUGAAAUGUAUACUUUUA